ACAAAAGUUGACGUGGCAGAUAGAUACUCCAAAAGUGUCUGUAUCCUUACUCAACGAACAGAUGUGGCCAGCGGAUCCCACCGGAUGUUAUGCGCCACCGCCUCUAUAAGAGUCCAAAAUUAAAAUUGAAGCUGAGGAGAAGUGAAGAACGGAGACGGAAGCUGCAUCCGGCGACAUGGAUCAGGGCUCCGUAACGAUCGAACACAAGGCCUAUGCUCGCGUGGGUCUGCUCGGAAAUCCCAGUGACGUCUACUAUGGCCGCACCAUCUCCUUCAGUCUCGGCAAUUUCUGGGCAUCCGUUAAGCUCGAGCCCUCGGAACAUCUCAUCAUCAACCCCCAUCCCGUCCACGAUCUCGUCCAGUUCCAAUCCCUAGACCAUCUGGUGAAUCGGUUACAAAAUGAAGGUUAUUAUGGGGGUGUGCGAUUGCUAAUGUCAAUUUGUAAAGUUUUCCAUAACUAUAGUAAACUUAACAACAUUGAGCUUCACCCGGGAAAUUUCACUUUAUCAUAUGAGACAAAUAUCCCUCGCCAGACAGGACUUUCAGGAUCUAGUGCUAUUGUGUGUGCUGCCCUUAGCUGCCUUCUUGACUUCUACAAAGUCAGGCAUUUAGUCAAAGUAGAAGUCAGGCCUAGCCUUAUCCUAAGUGCAGAGCAGGAACUUGGGAUUGUUGCUGGCCUUCAGGACAGGGUAGCGCAGGUCUAUGGAGGCCUUGUGUACAUGGAUUUUAGCAAGGAAAACAUGGAUAAUUUGGGACAUGGUAUCUACACACCAAUGGAUAUCAGUCUUCUUCCACCCCUUCAUCUCAUUUAUGCUGAGAAUCCAAGUGAUUCUGGGAAGCUACAUAGCACAGUUCGACAGAGGUGGCUUAAUGGUGAUGAGUUCAUUAUAUCAUCAAUGCAAGAAGUUGCAACUGUCGCAGAAGAAGGAAGGACUGCAAUACUUGCAAAAAACUAUCAAAAGCUAGCUGAACUUAUGAAUCACAAUUUUGACCUCCGAAGGCAAGAUUUGUCCAACUGCUUGCUUAUCUCAAUUCAUAUUUUUAUAUCAUAAUAUCAUUUUGGCCAACCAUCUUCUUCAACUUUAUGUUUAUAUCAAAUAAGCAAAGCAAGAGGAAAUGCUAGGAUGCUACUAACUCGAGUUAUAUGUUACUUUUUGAAUGCUAUGCUGUGAAUUUUACGCAGGCGCAUGUUUGGAGAUGAAUGCUUGGGUGCUUUAAAUAUAGAAAUGGUUGAAGUGGCUCGAAGGGUGGGCGCUGCAUCAAAAUUUACAGGUAGUGGAGGAGCUGUGGUUGCCUUUUGCCCUGAUGGGCCUUCUCAAGUAAAGCUUCUAGAGAAUGCAUGCCAGGAAGCUGGAUUCAUCAUGCAGGCUGUGGAAAUUGUUCCUCCUCGGCUAAAUGAUGAUGAUCUCAAGACCCUACAAAAAUCGGACUUGACAGCCUCCACUGUUCAAAACGACAUGAAAGAAUGAUCUACUUGUCAUUUUUUUUUCUUUUUUUUUUUUGGAAAAUGAUCUACUUGUCAAAUUGUGCUGGAGCCCGGCCCCCCUGCUUUACCCCUUGUACUACUUCCAUUUUUUUCAAAGAUUCGUGGAGGGUUAGCUUUAGAUUCAAGAAUGUGACGAUGGUUGAAAUAAUCAAAGAGAAUAAUACUAAGUGAUACUUAUUAAUUGAAAGAUUAGGAUUUCAAUUUAGUUUUAUCAUGGAAAGAUGUUUUUUUCAUGUGUAUAAAAUUUUGUAUCCUGU
Rubroshorea leprosula is the source of this 1742-nucleotide messenger RNA. NCBI's taxonomy places the organism in Eukaryota, Viridiplantae, Streptophyta, Magnoliopsida, Malvales, Dipterocarpaceae. The record is from the annotation of a GenBank genome assembly.